AUGCGCGAGGCGAUCUGCAUUCACAUUGGCCAGGGCGGCGUGCAAAUUGGCAACGCUUGCUGGGAGCUGUUCUGCUUGGAGCAUGGCAUCCAACCUGAUGGUCAGAUGCCGUCCGACAAGACCAUCGGCGGGGGAGAUGACGCAUUCAACACUUUUUUCAGUGAGACUGGUGCCGGCAAGCAUGUGCCGCGUUGCGUGAUGGUGGACCUCGAGCCGACUGUCGUCGAUGAAGUGCGCACCGGCACCUACCGUCAGCUCUUCCACCCAGAGCAGCUCAUCUCUGGCAAGGAAGACGCCGCGAACAAUUUCGCGCGCGGGCACUACACCAUCGGCAAGGAGAUUGUCGAUUUGGUCUUAGACCGAAUCCGCAAGUUGGCCGAUAACUGCACCGGAUUGCAGGGUUUCUGCGUCUACAAUGCCGUCGGCGGCGGCACAGGAUCCGGUCUGGGCUGCUUGAUGUUGGAGCGCUUGUCCGUGGACUAUGGCAAAAAGAGCAAGAUCUCCUUCACAGUUUGGUCUUGUCCACAGGUGGCGACUGCAGUGGUGGAACCAUACAACACCGUUCUGUGCGUCCAUUCUCUGCUCGAGCACACGGAUGUGACAAUCAUGUACGACAACGAGGCACUGUACGACAUUUGUCGGAGGAACUUGGACAUUGAGCGCCCGACCUACACGAAUUUGAACAGGCUUAUCGCUCAGAUCAUCAGCUCAUUGACGGCGAGCCUGAGGUUCGACGGGGCUUUGAAUGUGGACAUCACCGAGUUCCAAACAAACCUUGUUCCUUACCCAAGAAUCCAUUUCAUGCUCACCUCCUUCGCGCCCGUGAUCUCUGCCGAGAAGGCAUACCAUGAGCAGCUGUCUGUGGCUGAGAUCACCAUGUCCGUGUUCGAGCCUGCCUCGAUGAUGGUCAAGUGCGAUCCUCGCCAUGGCAAGUACAUGGCUUGCUGCAUGAUGUACCGUGGGGAUGUUGUACCAAAGGAUGUGAAUGCAGCGGUUGCCACCAUCAAGACCAAGCGCACCAUCCAGUUUGUGGACUGGUGCCCCACUGGCUUCAAGUGCGGCAUCAACUAUCAGCCUCCUACGGUGGUGCCUGGUGGUGAUUUGGCCAAGGUCAUGCGUGCCUGCUGUAUGAUUUCCAACAGCACGGCUAUCGCAGAAGUCUUCUCCCGCAUUGACCACAAGUUCGACCUGAUGUACAGCAAGCGAGCCUUCGUCCACCACUAUGUGGGGGAGGGCAUGGAGGAGGGCGAGUUCUCCGAGGCCCGGGAGGAUUUGGCAGCCCUGGAGAAGGACUACGAAGAGGUUGGCAUCGAGACGGCCGAAGGGGAGGGCGAGGAUUUGAAGAUGGCCGCCCAGGUCGUCACCUACGGAGCGGUGCUUGCCAGCUCGGAGAAAGGCAGACGGUGGCAGCAGUCCUUGCAGCUGCUGGCGGUGAUGUUGGGCCUGCGCAUCGAGGCGACGAAUGUGGCCCUGAACGCGGCCAUCAGCAGCUGCGAGAAGGCUCGGCAGUGGCAGAGGGCGUUGGCCCUGCUGGCGGAGAUGGACAGCAGGCUCUUGCGGAAGGACGUUAUCAGCUACAAUGCCGCACUGAGCGCUUGUGAGAAGUGCAGCCGCUGGCAAGCGCAGCUGGUGCUGCUGCAUACCAUGAGAAGUGUCUCUGUGGCCUUCGAUAGUUUCAGUCUCAACGCGGCAUUGCUGUGCUGCCGUGGGACAGGAAGGUGGCGCUUGGCAGUUGCCCUCUUCCUGGAGUUGGCUGGUGCCGGCGACGCCUUGUCCUGGGACAUUGCCGUGGGCAGCUGCGAAGCCAGCGCCGCUGCCCUGGCGGCGCGGACGUUGCUGGGGGCUGCAGAGGCGGAGACCCAGCGGGGUCUCCCGCGCUUCUUGCGGGAGGAACACCGAUAA
Molecule: messenger RNA, 1902 nt
Organism: Effrenium voratum
Lineage: Eukaryota; Dinophyceae; Suessiales; Symbiodiniaceae
Source: the annotation of a GenBank genome assembly